AUGGGGAUCACGCUCUCGUCGAUGCAACGCCGUCUUCAACAGGCACGCGAUCUGCUGUUGCAGAUUCCGUGGAGAAAGACGCCGCAGGCCACCUUGCCGAGCGACGUCAUCUUCGACAUCCUCUCCAGGGUCCCGGCCAAGUCCAUGUGCCGGUUCCGAAUCCGAUGCGUGUCCAGGGAGUGCCGUGACCGCAUCUCCGACCCCGUCUUCAUCGCCGCCGCGCAGAAGCGCCGCCCGCCCGAGCAGCUCCUCGUCGUCGGCUCCGACCGCGACAUGUCAUUGCGGCUGGUUGAUAUGGACGGCAGCGUUGUCAGGGUGAUCGAUGGCAUGAGCAGGCGUUGGGUACCGGUGUCCACGAGUCCUGACGGCUUCGUGUGCGUCACAACCGGCUUUUCCAAGGACGACAACCUCGCCGGGGUGAUCGACCUCACCACCAUGAAGAUGCCUGUCACCCACCUGAAAAGCGACAGAGCCUGGGGCUACGGUCGCGCCGUCACAUCUGGCGCUUACAAGAUGGUGCGUCUCGGAUUCCACCACUGCGAGGUCUUAACUGUAGGAGAUGAUGAAGGGUGGAGGCGGAGGAAAUGUCCCCCGUUCCGUUUCGACGGCUAA
Aegilops tauschii subsp. strangulata is the source of this 612-nucleotide messenger RNA. RefSeq names its product putative F-box protein At1g47765. NCBI's taxonomy places the organism in Eukaryota, Viridiplantae, Streptophyta, Magnoliopsida, Poales, Poaceae. Gene Ontology annotation, molecular function: protein binding. The record is from RefSeq and is a predicted model, not a curated record.